Messenger RNA from Elgaria multicarinata webbii, 1903 nucleotides. RefSeq names its product ADRM1 26S proteasome ubiquitin receptor (gene ADRM1). Lineage: Eukaryota; Metazoa; Chordata; Lepidosauria; Squamata; Anguidae. Bases 24 to 1253 code for a protein of 409 amino acids. Gene Ontology annotation, cellular component: proteasome regulatory particle, lid subcomplex; cytoplasm; nucleus. The record is from RefSeq and is a predicted model, not a curated record. Gene Ontology annotation, molecular function: endopeptidase activator activity; proteasome binding. The transcript has 10 exons.
GUGGGGCAAAUUGAGGCGGCAGGAUGUCUUCUGGUGCUUUAUUUCCAAGCCUGGUGCCAGGCUCCAGGGGCUCAUCUAGCAAAUACUUGGUAGAGUUCCGUGCAGGAAAGAUGUCUUUGAAAGGCAGCACUGUUACACCAGACAAGAGGAAAGGUCUUGUAUACAUCCAGCAAACAGAUGAUUCCCUCAUUCACUUCUGUUGGAAAGACAGGACUUCUGGGAAUGUGGAGGAUGACUUGAUUAUUUUUCCUGAUGACUGUGAAUUUAAGAGGGUGCCUCAGUGUACUACUGGCCGUGUAUAUGUGUUGAAAUUCAAAGCUGGGUCCAAGCGACUCUUCUUCUGGAUGCAGGAACCCAAAACCGAGAAAGAUGAGGAGCACUGUCGUAAGGUGAACGAGUAUCUCAACAAUCCACCAAUGCCUGGGGCUCUGGGUGGUAGCGGAAGUGGAGGCCAUGAACUUUCUGCUCUUGGAGGUGAAGGUGGUUUGCAAAGCCUUUUAGGAAACAUGAGCCAUAACCAGCUCAUGCAACUGAUUGGACCAACAGGCUUAGGGGGACUUGGUGGGCUUGGUGCUCUGACAGGUCCGGGCCUGGCAAGUCUUCUGGGAAGUGGGGGGCCUCCGACGAGCAGCUCUUCUUCAAGCUCUCGCAGCCAGUCAGCCGCUGUGACACCAUCUUCCAGUACUUCCUCCACACGGGUGACGCCCGCUCCUACUGCUCCAGCCGCUGCCGCCACUACUGCUGCAGCCACCAGCCCCAGUCCUGCCCCAAGCUCAGGAAAUGGAACCAGCACAGCGACAAGCCCGACCCAGCCCAUCCAACUAAGUGACCUCCAGACCAUCUUAGCAACCAUGAAUGUGCCUGCUGGCGCAGGAGGACAGCAAGUUGACCUGUCCAGCGUACUGACCCCUGAAAUAAUGGCGCCCAUUCUGGCAAACACAGAGGUUCAAGAGCGCUUGCUGCCUUACCUUCCUUCAGGGGAAUCUCUGCCCCAGACAGCAGAGGAGAUCCAGAACACACUGACCUCUCCACAGUUCCAGCAGGCACUGAGCAUGUUCAGUGCUGCCUUGGCUUCAGGGCAGCUGGGGCCUCUGAUGAGUCAAUUUGGCUUACCAGCUGAGGCAGUAGAGGCAGCAAACAAAGGUGAUGUAGAGGCCUUUGCAAAAGCAAUGCAGAACAAUGUCAAAUCCGACCAAAAGGAAGAAGACUCAAAAGAAAAGAAGGACGAAGAGGAAGACAUGAGUUUAGAUUAGGUUUCUUAACUGUGUCUCAUGGGUACUCCUAGAUAAUAACUUUUAAGAUAAGUAGGAUCACUAGCUAAUGUCAUGUAUUGAAUCUACAAGUAAAGGAUCUCUCUGCCAAAAUUAUUCUGGGUAUAUUGGGUCCCCCCCACCCCGCACUGUUAAACAGAUGUUUUUCUUUGGCCGUAAAAUACACUUGCCCUUGGAAAUGAUUUGGCUUACCUAAUUGAAAUCUUGCAUCCACUGUAGUUGCUAGCUCGAAGGUUGGGGUUAACUCACAUGCAUCACACUGGCAACAUAGUUCAUAAAUUUUAUAUUUUGUUAUUUGUACAGCUCACAUCCAGAGUUAGUGGACAGUCAUAAAAGGCCUUGUCUGUAUGCAGCAGAAUGUUUUGACUUCUUAAAACUUAUCUAUGUGAGAAAUUGCUUGGAUUUAGCAGUCUCAUUGUGAGAACUAUUCACACCUAAGGCUGUGUGUCUUAUUUCUACCAAGUCCCAUCUGUCACGAUUCAUUAAACGUUUGAGGGGGGAGCUGACCAUUUGUGCUGGUUUUAUGGAGAGGGUCAGGCACGGGAAGACCCUCUUUUGCAAGUCUAUCUCCACAUGUUGGUCUUAAGCUCUACGGCAAUAAACUAAAAAAUGUCUAGCUUUGACAUUCAUAA